This is a messenger RNA of Pneumocystis jirovecii RU7, 1521 nucleotides long. RefSeq lists its product as uncharacterized. NCBI's taxonomy places the organism in Eukaryota, Fungi, Ascomycota, Pneumocystomycetes, Pneumocystales, Pneumocystaceae. The record is from RefSeq and is a predicted model, not a curated record. Bases 1 to 1521 code for a protein of 506 amino acids. Gene Ontology annotation, biological process: transmembrane transport. The transcript has 11 exons. Gene Ontology annotation, molecular function: transmembrane transporter activity. Gene Ontology annotation, cellular component: plasma membrane.
AUGGAUGGAAAUACAACAAAAAUGCAAGAAAUAGGGAUGACCUAUGAUUAUGAUAGAAAUCAGUAUCCUCCACAAGUUUCAGCGGGAGAAAAAGAAGGAAAUAUUGAGUUUUCAGAAAAAUAUAAAAUAGAUGGAAAAUGGAAAGAUGUGAGUAAAACUCAAGAAAACAUCAUGAUCUGGAAGGUUCUGACUGUUUCUUUCAUAGAUAUGGGCGGCAAUUAUGCUUUUGUUAAUACAGGUAAAUCAGAGGCCUAUAAGGCAAUAGAAGCAUAUAAGUUUUUGGGGUCUUCUAAAGCGUUUACAUUGAAUGCAAAUACGGUUUUUCUUUUUUCUUUUAUGAUAGGAUCUGCUGCUACUCUUUCUUUUUUGUAUUUUUUGCUUGCACGUAUUUAUACAAAGCAAUUUAUAUGGGCAACAGGGAUUAUUCACAUUGCGAUAAGUGUGUUAAUUAGUGUGUAUUACUUGAUUAGAGGAUUGUAUAUGAUCUCAGUAUUGUUUCUGGUAUUCACAGCUUUUUAUGCAUUUUGCUUUUAUACUUGGAGAUCACGCAUUCCUUUAGCGACUUCGUAUCUGCAAUUUACUAUGGAUGUAUCAAAAUAUUAUACUAGUGUAUAUUUUGUUAGUUUUUGUGGAGUAGUUGCAUCUGUAGGCUUUUUUGCAUGGUUUUUUGUUACUUUCCUUGCUGCCAUUUUUAAAUAUUCGGAUUUUUCACUUAAUGGGGAAAGAAAGCCUACAUGUCUUGAUAAUGGAGAUGGAUGCGAUUCUAAGUAUCUCGGAAUAGUCAUGCUUGUUCUAUUUUUCAAUGCCUAUUGGACAGCAGAGGUUAUUAAAAAUGUUAUUCAUACUACUAUUUGUGGUAUAUAUGGAUCUUAUUAUUACGGAUACAACACUCCUGAGGGAAUCCCAAAACAUGCCGCUAUUUCUUCUUUUAGGCGUACUAUAACAUAUUCUUUUGGAAGUGUUUGUUUUGGUUCUUUAUUAGCCUCUAUUAUUCAAAUACUAAGGGAUAUAUUUGAAUCAAUGAUGUAUGAUAGAUCUUCUUCAGGAGAUAUUUUAGGCACGAUAAUUUCAUGCUUUGCUUCAUGUAUCGUUUCACUGUUGGAUUGGCUAAUUCAGUAUUUUAACCAUUAUUGUUAUGCUCAAAUUGCUCUUUAUGGUAAAAAAUAUUUGAAAGCUGCAAAAGAUACAUGGAUGAUGUUUAAGCGUAAUGGAAUUACAGCCCUUAUUAAUGAUUGCUUAAUUGACAACGUACUAUCCUUUGGGUCUCUUUUCGUUGCCUGCAUUUCAGCAUUCCUGUCCUUCCUUUACUUGAAAUUCACUAAUCCUCAAUAUAACAGCGAAGGUUCUUACAAUUUAGUUGUUAUAUUUGUUUCUUUCUUCAUCAGCUUUCAUAUAUGUAAUACAGUAGUAAUUGCUAUUCGAUCUGGAGUUGCUGCGCUUUUUGUAGGAGUGUCUGAGGAUAGAGAGGUUCUUCGCCGAAAUUUCCCUGUAUUAUAUAAUCAAAUGUUUGGUCCUGUAUAA